This is a messenger RNA of Saccharomyces paradoxus, 2292 nucleotides long. It is a transcript of the gene RGT2, whose product is annotated as glucose sensor. The coding region runs from base 1 to 2292 and encodes 763 amino acids. Gene Ontology annotation, biological process: carbohydrate transport; transmembrane transport. The record is from RefSeq and is a predicted model, not a curated record. The transcript has a single exon. Lineage: Eukaryota; Fungi; Ascomycota; Saccharomycetes; Saccharomycetales; Saccharomycetaceae. Gene Ontology annotation, cellular component: membrane. Gene Ontology annotation, molecular function: carbohydrate:proton symporter activity.
AUGAACUAUAGCCAAGACUGCCUGCGACAGAGAGAAGAAAAUACUCAUCUAGAGCCUGGAAAUGACUUCAGUCACCACCACAGUGGGGAUUGUGCCAUAGAUCAUAUCAUGCCACACCACAACGCAUAUACAGAAUCUGCGAAUGACACAGAGGCAAAAUCCAUAGUGAUGUGCGAUGACGCUAAUGCGUACCGAAUCUCCUACGUGAAUAAUGAGCCAGCAGGAGAUGGUGCAAUAGAAACCACGUCCAUUCUGCUGUCACAACCGCUGCCGCUGCGAUCAAAUGUGAUGUCCGUCUUGGUAGGCAUAUUCGUUGCCGUGGGAGGGUUUUUGUUUGGGUACGAUACCGGACUUAUCAACAGUAUCACGGAUAUGCCGUAUGUUAAAACAUACAUUGCUCCGAACCAUUCAUAUUUCACCACUAGCCAAAUAGCCAUGCUCGUAUCAUUUCUUUCCCUAGGAACAUUUUUCGGUGCGUUGAUUGCUCCCUAUAUCUCAGAUUCAUAUGGUAGGAAACCAACAAUCAUGCUUAGUACCGCUAUUAUUUUUUCCAUAGGAAACUCCUUACAGGUGGCGUCUAGUGGCCUAGUGCUAUUAAUCGUUGGAAGAGUGAUAUCUGGUAUUGGUAUUGGGAUAAUCUCUGCUGUAGUUCCCCUUUACCAGGCUGAAGCUGCACAAAAGAACCUUAGAGGUGCCAUUAUUUCCAGUUAUCAGUGGGCUAUCACUAUUGGGCUACUUGUGUCCAGUGCGGUAUCGCAAGGCACUCACUCCAAGAGUGGCCCGUCUUCAUAUAGAAUACCGAUUGGUUUACAGUACGUUUGGUCAAGUAUUUUAGCCGUGGGCAUGAUAUUCCUUCCAGAGAGCCCACGAUAUUAUGUCUUGAAGGAUGAGCUCAAUAAAGCCGCCAAAUCGUUAUCGUUUUUGAGAGGGCUCCCGGUCGAAGAUCCAAGGCUCUUAGAAGAGCUUGUAGAAAUCAAAGCCACCUACGAUUAUGAAGCAUCGUUCGGGCCGUCAACGCUUUUGGAUUGUUUCAAGACAAGUGAAAAUAGGCCCAAACAGAUUUUGCGAAUAUUCACUGGUAUCGCCAUUCAAGCUUUCCAACAGGCUUCUGGUAUAAAUUUCAUAUUCUAUUACGGAGUUAAUUUUUUUAACAACACAGGGGUGGAUAACUCUUACUUGGUUUCUUUUAUCAGCUAUGCUGUCAACGUUGCCUUCUGCAUACCCGGUAUGUAUUUAGUGGAUCGAAUUGGUAGAAGACCAGUCCUUCUUACUGGCGGUGUCGUAAUGGCAAUGGCAAAUUUAGUCAUUGCCAUCGUUGGUGUUUCCGAAGGGAAGACCGUGGUGGCGAGCAAAAUUAUGAUUGCGUUUAUAUGCCUUUUCAUUGCUGCAUUUUCGGCUACAUGGGGUGGUGUCGUGUGGGUAGUAUCUGCUGAAUUGUACCCGCUUGGUGUCAGGUCAAAAUGUGCCGCCAUAUGUGCUGCUGCAAAUUGGUUGGUUAAUUUCAUUUGUGCCCUGAUUACACCUUACAUUGUUGACGUUGGAUCACACACGUCUUCAAUGGGGCCCAAGAUUUUUUUCAUUUGGGGCGGUUUGAAUGUCGUGGCCGUUAUUGUUGUUUAUUUCGCUGUCUACGAAACAAGAGGGUUGACUCUGGAAGAGAUCGACGAGCUAUUUAGAAAGGCUCCAAAUAGUGUCAUUUCCAGUAAAUGGAACGAAAAAAUACGGAAAAGGUGCUUGGCACUUCCCAUUUCACAACAAAUAGAGAUGAAAACUAAUAUCAAGAACGCUAAUAAACUAGAAAACAACAAUAGUCCAACUUUAGGGGAUGAUAACCAAGAUACACCCGAUGUAGAAAGAUUCUUGGCAGAUCAAAUACAGCCCAAAGAUCAUGUGAUUAUGGCGGAUAGAGAAAAUGGUGCUUUAGAGAACACCGCCAAUGCGCCCCCCUUAACAUCCAUGGAGUUUAAACCCGUGGAACAUCCGCCUGUAAAUUACGUGGACUUAGGGAAUGGUUUAGGUCUAAAUACAUAUAAUAGAGGCCCUCCUUCUAUCAUUUCUGACUCUACUGACGAGUUUUAUGGGGAAAAUGAUUCUCCUAAUUGCAAUAAUAGCACUGAACGAAACGGAGCUAACAGCAUCAAUACAUACAUGGCUCAACUAAUCAAUAGUCCAUCCACAACAAGCAACGAUACAGCUUUCUCUCAGUCACACAAUAGCAAUGCAAGAAUAUCGUCUAAUUGGACAAAUGAUCUUGCUAGCAAGCACAGCCAAUACACUCCCCCUCAAUCAUAA